Messenger RNA from Drosophila navojoa, 1366 nucleotides. It is a transcript of the gene Gmd, whose product is annotated as GDP-mannose 4,6 dehydratase. The record is from RefSeq and is a predicted model, not a curated record. Gene Ontology annotation, biological process: 'de novo' GDP-L-fucose biosynthetic process. Gene Ontology annotation, molecular function: GDP-mannose 4,6-dehydratase activity. Lineage: Eukaryota; Metazoa; Arthropoda; Insecta; Diptera; Drosophilidae.
ACCGCGUACCAACUCGCAUUUUGGAAAAAAGAAAAAAAAUUUGGUUUAACUCAGUAGCUAAUAUGUCCACAAGCGAUGGAGCUUCGGGAAGCAAACAAAUGCGUCUGUCCAACAAUCACAAUAGCAAGGAUUUGAAUGGAACAGCAGGCGUCGCCGGCGAAGGUGACGCAGCCAAUGCUCGUGACAAAAUAGCGUUGAUAACCGGCAUAACGGGACAGGAUGGUUCCUAUCUGGCCGAGUUUCUGUUGAAGAAGAACUAUGAAGUGCAUGGCAUCAUACGACGUGCCAGCACGUUUAAUACAACACGCAUCGAGCAUUUAUAUGCGGAUCCGAAGGCACACAAAGGCGGACGCAUGAAACUGCAUUAUGGCGAUAUGACUGAUAGCAGCAGCCUGGUGAAGAUCAUCAACAUGGUGAAGCCGACGGAGAUUUAUAACCUGGCUGCUCAAUCGCAUGUGAAAGUCUCCUUCGAUUUGAGUGAAUAUACGGCAGAGGUGGAUGCAGUUGGCACACUGCGCAUUCUGGAUGCCAUACGGACAUGUGGAAUGGAGAAAACUGUUCGAUUCUAUCAAGCGUCCACAUCAGAGCUGUAUGGCAAGGUUGUGGAGACGCCACAGAAUGAACAGACACCCUUCUACCCACGAUCGCCCUAUGCAUGUGCCAAGAUGUACGGCUUUUGGAUAGUGAUCAAUUACAGGGAAGCAUACGAUAUGUAUGCCUGUAAUGGCAUACUAUUCAAUCACGAGAGUCCGCGACGUGGCGAAAACUUUGUGACACGCAAAAUUACCCGUUCGGUAGCAAAAAUUUUGCUCAAUCAAAUGGAGUAUUUUGAGCUAGGCAACUUGGACUCGAAACGCGAUUGGGGACAUGCCAGCGACUAUGUGGAGGCCAUGUGGAUGAUGCUGCAGCGUGACACGCCUGCAGAUUAUGUGAUUGCAACUGGUGAAACGCACAGCGUGCGUGAAUUCGUGGAGGCGGCAUUUAAGCACAUCGGACGUGAAAUUACGUGGCGAGGCAAGGGCGUGGACGAAGUGGGCGUAGAACGUAACACGGAUAUUGUACGAGUCCGCAUCAACCCAAAGUAUUUCCGACCGACCGAAGUGGAUCUUCUGCAAGGCGAUGCGUCAAAAGCUAAACGUGAGCUCAACUGGACGCCAAAAGUGAGUUUCUUGGAGCUGGUCACCGAUAUGAUGAACGCAGACAUCGAACUGAUGAAAAAGAAUCCCAUUGCAUAGAUUGUGGAUCGCAACAGGGCAUAAACUGGCACAAACUUUCAUAUACAUAUACAUUAUAUACAUAUAUAUAGAUAUUGAUAUAUAGGCUUAAGAAUGUAAAGUGUUUUAUGUUUCCUCGACGGGAUUUGCAA